GCAAUAUGCCUAUCAGCAACCGCCCCCUCCACAGCAGCAAUACAGCAACUAUGGCAAUCCGACACCUCAACCCAACUAUAAUACACGCCCUGGCAUGCCUCCCCCAGGUCCUCCUCCGAACAGCUAUAACCAGGGUCGCCCCAACGGUCCCCAGGCUCCUCCAGCUGGCCCGCAGAGCUUCGGCCACGGCGCGCCGAACAACUAUGCAUUUCGAUACUCCAACUGUACCGGCCGCAGAAAAGCUCUGCUUAUUGGUAUAAACUACUUUGGCCAGCGUGGCCAGCUGCGCGGAUGUAUCAACGAUGUCAGAAACAUGACUGCUUAUCUGGUGGAACAUUUUGGUUAUAAAAGAGAAGAUAUGGUCAUCUUGACCGAUGAUCAACAAAAUCCCAUGAGUCAGCCCACAAAGCAAAACAUUCUUCGUGCCAUGCAUUGGCUGGUCAAGGAUGCUAGACCCAACGACUCGCUCUUCUUCCACUACUCUGGCCACGGUGGACAGACAAAGGAUCUGGACGGCGACGAGGCUGACGGAUAUGACGAAGUCAUUUACCCCGUCGACUUUAGACAACACGGGCACAUCACAGACGAUGAGAUGCACCGAAUCAUGGUCCACCCCCUGCAGGCAGGUGUAAGGCUGACCGCUAUCUUUGAUUCAUGUCAUUCUGGUACUGCACUGGACUUGCCCUACAUCUACUCUACACAAGGUAUCCUCAAAGAACCCAACUUGGCCAAGGAAGCUGGACAGGGUUUGCUCGGAGUCAUCUCCUCAUACAGCCAAGGAGAUAUGGGUGGUGUUGCCAACAACAUCAUCGGAUUUUUCAAGAAGGCGACCACUGGCGACGACGCCCACAACAGGACCCUUGCCACCAAGACAUCUCCUGCAGAUGUCAUUAUGUGGUCUGGAAGCAAAGAUGACCAAACAUCUGCCGACGCUACUAUCGCCUCACAAGCCACCGGCGCCAUGUCCUGGGCGUUUGUUACAGCUCUCAAAAAGAACCCUCAACAAAGCUACGUUCAGCUGCUCAACAGCAUCCGAGACGAACUGGCUACGAAAUAUACACAAAAGCCUCAGCUUUCGUGUAGCCACCCUCUUAAUACAAAUCUCCUAUUUGUCAUGUGAAGGAUUCCUUUACGUCCUCAUAAACGGAAACAAGAAAAUUGGCUUGAAUGGGUUUAUUCGCGGGCUACAAUCGCUUUUGUAUAUGAAAUAAUUUUUUUUUUUCUAUUUCUCUUUUCUUUUCUUGAAUGUGGUCACGCGUGAUAUAUCCCUCGGAAUAAACUAAGCUGGGCGGUUCAUCGGACUUGGGACUUGAAAUAUCGAAUUGGUCUCUCUUUCUUGGAGUUUAUUGAGCUUUUGUUUUAUCUGCUUUGUUCCUUCCCCUUUGGUCCUUUUCGUUUCUCCUUCACGUUUCUCUCACGGUCAUCAUUCUUGGAAACUUGAGCAUGAUGUUCGGAAAGCAUCACUUGGGCUAGCACACGAGAUAGCAUUCUUUAACUCCCUCCCUUUCUUACACCG
Molecule: messenger RNA, 1516 nt
Organism: Trichoderma atroviride IMI 206040
Lineage: Eukaryota; Fungi; Ascomycota; Sordariomycetes; Hypocreales; Hypocreaceae
Biological process (GO): proteolysis
Molecular function (GO): cysteine-type endopeptidase activity
Source: RefSeq, a predicted model, not a curated record